CCUCGCACGCUCUGCUUUUGCUUUUGCCGGCGUCGGAUCUCGCCGAAGUCUCCUCCUCCGUAUUUUCCCUGUACUGUAAGUCUCACGAUAAUAGCUGAAUUUGGGGGGUUUCUGGUAGAGAGUCUCCGAGAUGAAUCCGGCGAAUUUCCACCCCACAAAUCCUCCGUUCCAAUGGGCUCCGAUGUUACCUCCGGACCCGCCUCGUUGUGGUGUGUUUUGGAAUACAAAGAACAUAACCGAUCAGCUUAAACAACUCCAAGAUACGCUUAACCUGGCUAAAUCAAUGGAGAAGGAACUAGAAGCGUUGAGGGUGAUCAAAGAUACGAAAGGUUCAAUGGAAGUUGUAGAACAAGGUUCAGGAGUAGAGUGUUUGAGAUAUCUAGAGGCUAUGAAGAUGAAUUUGGGACAGCAAGAGAUACUUUCAGUGGAAGCUGCUAACUCUUUGAUGUCUACUUUAAGAGCACAGCUUGAGCCUUUUAGAUUUGUUGUUGAUGAGAAUACUCCAUGGGAAGAGAAAUCUGCAGCAGUAAGACUGACUUGCAAAUUGAAGAAAUCGAAUAGGAACAAACUGUGGAAGAAACGAAAGAGACGGUGUGUUGCAGAAAUGCGUGCUAAGGAGCCUGAAAGAUUUAAACAAGCUGAUAGAGAGGCGGAUGAAUGGAGAGAAAAGGAAAUGGCCAAGGACAUGGCAAAUAGAAAGGUCGACGAGAUGAAGGCAAUUGAGAAGGUCAAGGCAAGACGAGAGCGAAGGAGACUAGAACCCGAGCUUGAACUGGCUCUAAUUGUUGAGGAAAUGCAAGAGUUACGUUCCCUAAGAAUUGAAAAACUAAAGAAGCAAGGGCAUUUCCUUCCCGAAGAAGAUGACAAGUUUUUCGAGAGUGUUCGUGCUGCAGUAGAGCAAGAGGAAAACCAAGUUCAGUCCCUAACCAACACAGAGACCGAAGAGAAUGUCAUUGCCUCUGAGGAGGACACUACUCUCACUACCAGUAACAAAAUCAGCAAAGACACAACAGAUAAAGAAAGCAAUACAGUGGCAGCUACUUGUGAAAAGACAAUGGAAGCUCUUGGAAAUGGUUGCGAGAAUAUUUCGAAUUUACCAGUCGAGUUCUAUCACUACUACUACGGAAGCAAUUUUGACAUGGGUAGACUUAUUGAGAUCAGAAGAGAAUGGGAUGCAUAUCUGAGUCACGGAGGAAGCCGGAUUCCUGGCCACUGGGUUCAGCCAUCGCCACCAGCUAAUGAGAUUUGGGCUUCAUGUCUUGUUAAUACUCCCAAGAGUGAUCUUAGUUAGUUGCUGUUCGGAUUCUAGGAGAAACAGAUCUUAGAGCAAUAUUUUGGUCUUCAGUUCCAUUGUAUUGUUUCUGUUUAUAGUUAGCUUACUCUUGAUUUCUCAAGAUUUCAUAACGUGGCAAUAAAUAUUACUCAGGUUCACAUAUAACAAAAAUACGUCACAUGUCACUAGAAUUUCGUACAAUAUUAUUAUUGAGUUCUCCGAACAAUAUCUGUAUAUCCCAUUGCCAAACAUCAAAACGGUUCUCAAAGAGUCAAAGAAGAUUUAACAAAAAAAUGGUCACAUCAAAAAGGUCCUCAGAGAACAUUAGGUCAAGGCCAUUUAUUUUGAUAAAAGUUGCUAAUCCAAUUACACUGAUGUUUAGAUUAUUAUGGUGCAAGUAGAAGGGACUGAACCAAUAGACGAUGUGGGGAAGAUGAUUGUUGAGCUAUCCAAUAGACGAUGAAUCACAACUGCCCAUCUGCCCCAAAUUGAUGUUGCAAAGAAAUCUUUCGUGAAAAGUGCAUUCGAACACACUAAACCGAUACACACAUAUCUUUGCUUUUCGAAUUAGCUUAUAUAACAUGUUUUUGUUAACAAAAUUACAUUUAUUCAAAUUCUAUUAACAAUACACUAAACUCUCAAUUUGAGAUGAUACUACCAAGUCCCUUCGUCCGUUCAUAGCUCACAACUGGUCAACUGAUUGUACUGGUCAAUUAACAUAGGCCUCGAUUGAUAGAAUUGAUUGAAGUUAAAUGUGGGGAAGAUGAUUGUUGAGCUAUUCAAUUGACAAUGAAUCACAACUGCCCAUCUGCCCCAAAUGGAUCUUGCAGAGAAAUCUUUCGUACAAAGCGCAUUAGAUCGCACUAAGCCGAUACACACAAUCUCUGCUUCUUACUUCCACACACACAC
Messenger RNA from Camelina sativa (false flax), 2182 nucleotides. RefSeq names its product U11/U12 small nuclear ribonucleoprotein 59 kDa protein. NCBI's taxonomy places the organism in Eukaryota, Viridiplantae, Streptophyta, Magnoliopsida, Brassicales, Brassicaceae. Gene Ontology annotation, cellular component: U12-type spliceosomal complex. The record is from RefSeq and is a predicted model, not a curated record.